AUGGAUCUUAGCACCAUGAGAAUUGAAGAGCUACAAAGCAGUCUAAAGGCACAAGAGUUGCCUCUGACUGAGAGAAACUCUGAAAUGAAGGUAGAACAGCAGGCUCUGAAAGCAGCUUCUGGUAAGAAAUAUCAGAAACUAGAAGAUGAUUCUGAAGGUGACUCUGAAGGCGAGUCUGACUCUAAAGGUGAAUCUGAUUCUGAAGGUGAAUAUGAUUUUGAUCCAGAUUCUAAUGGUAAUUCAGACUCUGGGAAUAUUCCAGACUUUGAAGGCGGUCAUACCUCUAAAGGUGGUACUUAUGGGGUUUCAUCAUCUGAUAUUGUUCCAGCGUCCGAAGAAGAUUUUGAACAAGUUCAGAGGCCACAAAGAAUUAAACAAAUACCAAGGAGAUUUGAAGAGAUUUCUGACUCUGAAGGAGAAUAUACUUUUGAAGGGGACUCUACCUCUAAAGAUAAGUCAGGGUCUGAUGGUGAUUUUGAGUCUGAAGAUGCGUCAGAGUCUGAUAGUAACACUAAAGUUGAAGAAAACUCAGAAGGUGAAUCUGAUGAUGAUUCAGAUUCUGGUGGUAAUCCAACCUCUAAUAAUGGUCAUGCCUAUGAAGUUGGACCUUUUGAAGGUGUUCCAUCUACUGAAACCAGAUCACAGAGGAUUUGUCAGAUACCACAGUGA
Lathyrus oleraceus (garden pea) is the source of this 669-nucleotide messenger RNA. RefSeq lists its product as uncharacterized. Lineage: Eukaryota; Viridiplantae; Streptophyta; Magnoliopsida; Fabales; Fabaceae. The transcript has 2 exons. Bases 1 to 669 code for a protein of 222 amino acids. The record is from RefSeq and is a predicted model, not a curated record.